Messenger RNA from Cannabis sativa, 549 nucleotides. RefSeq lists its product as uncharacterized. The transcript has a single exon. NCBI's taxonomy places the organism in Eukaryota, Viridiplantae, Streptophyta, Magnoliopsida, Rosales, Cannabaceae. The record is from RefSeq and is a predicted model, not a curated record. The coding region runs from base 1 to 549 and encodes 182 amino acids.
AUGGAGCCUUUAUAUGAGAGGUUCAGAAAGCAAGCGCCUCCAGUAUUUCUGGGAGACCCUGAUGUUUUAAAAGCUGAGCAGUGGUUGACUGUUAUUGAGAAAAUAUUGAAUUUUAUGGGAGUAGCUGGAAAUGAUAGGGUGGCAUGUGCCACCUUUCAAUUUCAAGAGGAUGCCCUGAUCUGGUGGGAAAUGGUAUCCCUCACCAGAGAUGUAACUAGAAUGACCUGGGAAGAGUUCCGAGAAUUGUUUAAUGCCAAGUAUUACAACGAGGCGGUCCGCAGUGCAAAGCGGAAGGAAUUUAUUGAGUGGGUACAAGGUGAGAGUAUGUCAGUGACCGAAUAUACCACCAAGUUUGAUCGCUUGGCCAAGUUGGCCUCCGGAAUUGUACCAACAGAUUUCAGCAAGAAAGAAAAGUAUUUGGCUGGGCUGAAUGCCAAAAUCAGACAUGACUUGGUUAUUACAACAAAUGAUACCACAACCUAUGCAGAAAUGGUUGAUAAGGCUCUUCGAGCUGAAGGAGCAGUUAAAUUCUUACAAGAAACCCGAUAG